CGCCUAUAAAAUCAGCAAUUUUUGGGCUUGUAGUUCUCAACAAAUUAAACUCUCGUCUAUUAACUUCUUCAUUCAGAUCAUCAUCACCCUUCGUUCUUUGUUUAUCUAGUUUCAAUCACUUCUAGCUAAUUCAGUUUUCAUUAAUGGAAAAUCAGCCUAAGCUGCUAUGGUGGAUCUUCUUCACCAUUCCAUUGCUGAUCAUCUCAAACUUGCAGAAUUGUGCUUAUGGAGAACCUCAAGUGCCAUGUUUCUUUGUUUUUGGGGACUCACUCUUUGAUAAUGGAAACAACAACAAUCUUUCGACGUUGGCAAAAGCCAAUUAUACUCCUUAUGGGAUUGACUUUAGCAAAGGGCCUACCGGGAGCUAAGCUUUUGGGAUUUGACGACUAUAUUCCAACCUUCAAUGAAGCAAAAGCUACAAAAAAUAUAUUAAGAGGUGUAAAUUACGCAUCUGGAUCAGCUGGGAUUCGCAAUGAAAGUGGACGAUUAGCAGUGGGUGAUGUGAUAUCCCUGGAUGAGCAGCUACAAAAUCACCGCAUCAUAAUUUCACUCAUCACUGAAGCACUGGGAAAUAAAGAUUCAGCCAUGAAGCACCUAAACAAGUGCAUUUAUACCAUUGACAUGGGCAACAAUGACUACACAAUGAAUUACUUCCUUCCCCAGUUAUAUAACACUAGCAGGCAAUUCAGUGCUCACCAAUACGCUACAGUGCUCAUUCAACAAUAUUCUCAGCAAUUAGAGAGCUUAUACGAUCUUGGAGCAAGGAAGGUGGCUGUUGCGGGACUAAUUCAAAAUGGUUGCUCGCCCAAUGCACUGGCAACAUAUGGUACGAAUGGCUCUUCAUGUGUAGAGGUGAUCAACAACGCAGUACAAAUCUUCAAUAGCAAGCUUAUACCAUUAGUUACAAACCUUAACGCCAAUCUUCCUGGAGCUAAAUUUACUUACAUAAAUUUUUACCAGAUUGAUGCCGAAUCAACUCGAGUUAGGGAUUUAGAGCCUGAGGUAAGUGAUGAAGAGUGGAUGGAGGAAGAGGAGGAAGGAAGUGGAAGGAUGUUGAAGAAGUCGCGUACAGUAGUUGCUAAAGAGCAUAAAGACCAGUUGCAGAGACUUAAGGAAAAGUACCUAGAAGAGCAUGACAAGGAGCUUCUAGAAUUUGAUGAUGAAGAUUUUGAGGAAGAUGGUGAUGCAGAUGUGGGGGAUGGAGACAUGCUAGUAGAUGAGGAAGGUAGGGACCAUGAUAUUGCGAAGGAGGACGAGAAACCAUCUGAUAAUGUUAUUACUUCUGCAAUGGUUGAGUCCUGGUGUAAUUCUGUCCGAGAAAGUGGAAAAAUAAGUGCUGUUCGUUCACUUUUGAAAGCUUUCAAAAUUGCAUGCCACUAUGGUGAUGAUGGAGGUGGUGAUUCUUCAGCGAAGUAUAGUAUUAUGUCUAGAUUUUUUUAUGCAGUUAAAGUGAUUGCUAUUCAAUCAGUUGUACUGGCAUGUGAUUCAGUUCUGAUGAAUGGUCUUGGAGUUGCCCUUCACUUUUGGAGUACUGGAGAAGGUGUCCUCCCUUUGGUGGCCUUUUUCUUUUUAAGGGAUGUAUGCAUUUGGAUUGGAUCGGAUUGUUUAGACGAUUGCCUCAAAGGGAUAUACAAAGCCUAUGUUUUGAACUGUCACUUCAUAAAUGCAGCAAAGUUACAGCAUAUUCAAUUUCGUGCAAAUUGUGUCAUAGAGCUUCUUGGGGUGGACCUGCCAACUGCAUAUCAACAUGCCUUUGUUUUCAUCCGCCAGUUGGCAAUGAUUUUACGAGAUGCAAUUACUAUGAAAACUAAGCUGAAUGGCAGUGCUGACCCAACUAGUCUGCGGUUGAGGCUUGUUGCUGCUGCUGCUGCUGUUGUUGUAUUGAUGUGUGAAUUCAAUCUUCGUGUAUUCUAUUUAUUGGAUUCAUUUUGCAAGGUUUAUGAAUGGAAGUUCAUGAAUUUCCUUGAACUUUGGACUGGAGCUAUCUGCACCUAUAGCUCAGAAGCUGAUCUCAACCCUCUUGCUUAUCCACUGACCCAAAUAAUUUCAGGGGUUGCCCGCCUAGUUCCUACUGCUCGAUGCUUUCCCCUUAGAUUGAGGUGUGUUAGAAUGCUUAAUCGGAUUGCUGCUUCAACUGCUACACGAUUAAGGAGUUUUUGCAAGAGUACCAAAAUUGAAAGGUUCCAGAAACAAAUGAGGGAGCUUAUUCGUCAGAUUGAGGCUAAUUCCAAGUUUACAAAUGAAAAGCGCAUGUCAAUCAUUUUUCUGCCAAAUGAUCCUACAGCAGCAUCUUUUCUUGAGGAUGAAAAGAAGUCAGGGGCCAGUCCUUUGUUGCGGUAUGUUGCAACUUUGCGCCAGAUAGCACAACAAAGAAUUGAUUCAUUGACAGAAUCCAGUGUUCUUGUGGUUAAGCACUCGUCUGUCUUUCGAAACAAGAUACCUGAAAGUGAUGAAGACGAUGAUGAUGCUGUGAAUGAGAAAGGUGCUUCUGUCUUUAGUUCCUCCUGGUUACCAGGAGGUACACCCAAGGCUAAACCUUCCAAGGAGGAGGAGAAAAAGAAGAAGAGAAAAGCAGAGCACCAGGAAGAGGUAGCUUUGGAUGAAGAUGUCGUGGAGGACCUGGUACUCAGUUCUGACGAAGAUGGAUCAGUGGAUGACUCUUCUUCCGAUGAAGACGAGAGUCCAAAAUCAAUGCCUGGUAAGGUUGACAGUGCAAAAUCUGCACCUUCUAAACAGCAUAGAAAGAAGCAAAAAGCCCCUGAGAACUUGUCAAAUAAGGAUGUACCAUCUCAUGCAAAGAAGUUUAAGAAGAGGAAGACAACCAAUCCUGUUGAAAUUGCUCGGAAAAAUUUUGUACGAUAGGAAAUUUUGGUUGGUAAAUAUAACGCGAGUAGUAAUCAAUGACUACGUUUCCUUUAAACUAAAA
Molecule: messenger RNA, 2926 nt
Organism: Populus trichocarpa (black cottonwood)
Lineage: Eukaryota; Viridiplantae; Streptophyta; Magnoliopsida; Malpighiales; Salicaceae
Product: nucleolar complex protein 2 homolog
Exons: 18
Coding region: 226-2862 (878 amino acids)
Biological process (GO): ribosomal large subunit biogenesis
Cellular component (GO): Noc2p-Noc3p complex; nucleoplasm; nucleolus
Molecular function (GO): hydrolase activity, acting on ester bonds
Source: RefSeq, a predicted model, not a curated record